AUGGCUUCCCCUGAUAUUAUGUUGACUCACCUCAAGGAGCAAGAUCCUACCGUUGCAGAAAUUAUGAAGCAUGAGGCUGGACGCCAGCGUUCUUCCAUUGUGCUCAUUGCAUCUGAAAACUUUACUUCUCGUGCUGUUAUGGAUGCUCUUGGUAGUGUUAUGAGCAACAAAUACUCUGAAGGUUACCCCGGUCAUCGUUACUAUGGUGGUAACAAGUACAUUGAUCAAAUUGAAACUCUUUGCCAAGAACGUGCUCUUGCUGCUUUCAAUCUUGAUUCUUCGAAGUGGGGUGUUAAUGUUCAAUGUCUUUCUGGUUCCCCUGCUAACCUUCAAGUCUACCAAGCUAUUAUGCCCCCUCAUGGCCGCUUGAUGGGACUUGAUUUGCCUUCUGGUGGCCAUCUUUCCCAUGGUUACCAAACCGAUACCAAGAAGAUCAGUGCUGUCUCUGCUUACUUCGAGACUAUGCCUUAUCGUGUUGAUCCUAGCACUGGCAUCAUUGACUAUGAUACCCUCGAAAAGAAUGCCCAACUCUACCGUCCCAAGAUUAUCGUCGCUGGUACCUCUGCUUAUUGCCGUCUCAUUGAUUACAAGCGUAUGCGUGAGAUUGCUGACAGUGUCAAUGCUUUUUUGGUUGUUGACAUGGCUCACAUUUCUGGUCUUAUUUCCGCCGGUGUUAUCCCUUCUCCCUUUGAAUACGCUGAUGUUGUCACCACUACUACCCACAAGUCCCUUCGUGGUCCUCGUGGUGCUAUGAUUUUCUUCCGUCGUGGUCUCCGCAACCACGAUAAGAAGGGCAACCCUGUUUACUAUGAUUUAGAAGAGAAGAUCAACUUCUCUGUCUUCCCUGGUCACCAAGGUGGUCCUCACAAUCACACUAUUACUGCUUUGGCUGUCGCUUUGAAGCAAUGCCUUACCCCUGAAUAUAAGCAAUACCAAGCUCAAGUUGUUAAGAACGCUAAGGUUUGUGAGGAAGAAUUCCGUAACCGUGGUUAUAAGCUCGCUGCCGAUGGUACUGACAGCCAUAUGGUUUUGGUUGAUGUCAAGAGCAAGGGCAUUGACGGUGCCCGUGCUGAGCGUAUCUUGGAAUUAAUCAACAUUGCUACCAACAAGAACACUUUGCCCUCUGACAAAUCUGCUUUGUCUCCUUCUGGUAUUCGUAUCGGUACCCCUGCUAUGACUACUCGUGGCUUCAAAGAACAAGACUUCGUUCGCGUUGUCGAGUACAUUGAUCGUGCUAUCACCCUUGCUGCUGACUUGCAAAAGAGUCUCCCUAAGGAAGCCAAUAAGCUCAAGGAUUUCAAGGCUAAGUUGGGUGAGGGUAGUGAAAUUAACGAAGUUGUUCAACUUCAAAAGGAUAUUGCUGAGUGGGCUGAAAGUUUCCCUCUCGCUCAGUAA
This is a messenger RNA of Schizosaccharomyces osmophilus, 1395 nucleotides long. RefSeq names its product serine hydroxymethyltransferase Shm1 (gene shm1). Gene Ontology annotation, cellular component: cytoplasm. Bases 1 to 1395 code for a protein of 464 amino acids. Gene Ontology annotation, molecular function: cobalt ion binding; glycine hydroxymethyltransferase activity; serine binding. The transcript has a single exon. Gene Ontology annotation, biological process: L-serine catabolic process; tetrahydrofolate interconversion; folic acid metabolic process. The record is from RefSeq and is a predicted model, not a curated record. Lineage: Eukaryota; Fungi; Ascomycota; Schizosaccharomycetes; Schizosaccharomycetales; Schizosaccharomycetaceae.